AAAAGAAAAGGAAAACAAAAGAAGAUGCAAACCCCACGCACUCAGCUUCACAAGAAAGUGAAGUUAUUUGGUUUUUUCUGAAUCAAUCUUUCUUCAAAGUUUUCUUCUUUGGUUAUCCUUCGUCUUCCACAUGGGUCGCCUUCUUCUCUUUCUCAUUAUUCUCAGCUUCGUUGCAUUAUCUUUCCUCUCAGAGGUUCAAUCAGCGUCGUUCAAGAUCGUGAACAAGUGUCGUUACACGAUAUGGCCGGGAUUACUCUCCGGCGCCACCUCACCGCCGCUUCCCACCACCGGAUUUGCCCUCAGAAGCGGCAAGUCAAAGACCAUAAACAUCCCGAAAUCUUGGUCGGGUCGGAUAUGGGCACGGACCCUCUGCGGUCAAGACCCGGACGGAAAAUUCUCUUGCGUCACCGCCGACUGCGGUUCCGGCAAAGUAGAGUGCGCCGGCGGCGCCAAGCCGCCGGCCACAUUGGCGGAGUUCACUCUUAACGGAGCCGAUGGAUUGGACUUCUACGACGUGAGUUUGGUCGACGGUUACAACCUUCCGAUGCUGAUCGUCGCCAAGGGAGGAACCAGGGGCGGAUGCAGCGCCACCGGCUGUCUCGUCGACCUUAACGGUGGCUGUCCGGCGGAUCUCAAGGUGGCGCGUGUGAACGGCACCGGUCGCAGCGUCGCGUGCCGGAGCGCAUGCGAGGCUUUCGGGGAUCCUCGUUAUUGCUGCAGUGAGGCGUUCUCCACGCCUGACACGUGUAGUCCUUCCGUGUAUUCGCAGUUCUUCAAGCAUGCUUGCCCACGCGCCUACAGCUACGCGUAUGAUGACAAGACGAGCACCUAUACAUGUGCCUCCGCUAACUAUUUGAUCAUUUUCUGUCCCAUGCCCUAUACUAGCCAAAAACUGUUGGGAGCACGCAAAGAUGGGGCACAGCUUCCUCUGGUAAAUAAAACAAUGAUGUACUUGUCAAGCCUACAAUCAGGAGGUUCUUCAUCAAUAUCUCUGAUUCAAACUCAGAGUAUAGCUUAUGUUGCCUCUAUCACGGUGGCUUUCUUCCUGUUCUACCGUCUUUAGCAUCCUUUCUGGCUUACCUUUUGCUUGGACACUCCUGGUAGACAGUGACACCAACACUAGCUGGUUAUUAAUGUAGCCCGUAUAAGCUCUUCAUGCUGUCUCCCUUUCUACUUUUAUACAUUAAAGUAUCAAAUCAUAGCUGUGCUGAUUCUGCUCAUCGUGCAGGACUUGAAGGAUAUCAUAUAGGAAACACUGUAAAUUCUUCCCUUUUUUUUUUGUUUAUAUUGUACCCUUUUGUUCCCGUCAACAUUUUUGUUGUUGAUCUCUUGCGGACCCUCAAUUCUGAUUUUGUUAACAGAGAGGCAUCACCAAUUUGCAAAGUAUUAUAGAAUCAAACAUCUGACAAGUUAUCAGAGGCUCAAUAUUAGCAUUAGAUACAUAUUGUAAUAAGUGCAUCAGUGUAUACAUGAGAUAGUGUUGU
Molecule: messenger RNA, 1484 nt
Organism: Abrus precatorius (Indian licorice)
Lineage: Eukaryota; Viridiplantae; Streptophyta; Magnoliopsida; Fabales; Fabaceae
Product: thaumatin-like protein 1b
Exons: 3
Coding region: 131-1063 (310 amino acids)
Biological process (GO): defense response
Cellular component (GO): extracellular region
Source: RefSeq, a predicted model, not a curated record